Molecule: messenger RNA, 1891 nt
Organism: Klebsormidium nitens
Lineage: Eukaryota; Viridiplantae; Streptophyta; Klebsormidiophyceae; Klebsormidiales; Klebsormidiaceae
Source: the annotation of a GenBank genome assembly
ACAGCUUGUUUGAAAGGAAUUGGUUUUCUGCGCUCUGAAUGGAGCGACCAAUUUCCCAAUUCGGAAUCUCGCCUUGCUCAUUUUCCCUGCAGAGCCUGAGCCUGCAACUUCAAGAAUCAAGAAUCAAGGGAAGGCAGCCAGGCAGCUUGCAACUGGAACCAGGGCUGCAGGGCGCUGUGUGUCGGUCAACAUAGAGAGAAAAGACUAAAGGAAAGGACCGCGACAAGCACAGAAAGCCAUCGAUUGGGGAAGCAUUGAAAACAGCAGCUAGCGAGCGUUCAAGUUCCGUCCAAUUGUCUGCUUGAUCAGGAAUUUGGGCGUGCUGGUGUCUGAAGACUUGUAGUUGUUGCUCUUCUGCAUCAGCAUCUGAGGAAGCGCUUCCGGUGCCUUUCUUCUUUUGACUGAUUGGGCGAUGAAAUUGUGCUCAUUAAAGGUUUAAGGUAAGUCAGAUCUAGAGGCAGGACACUUCUGGUUGCACGAGAGGGAGUUGAUCUAGAGCCAUGGCUGAAAGCUCGCAGCUUAGCGCAGGCCAGAAGACCCUCAAGCGGGAUCCAUACGAGAUUCUAGGUGUUCCUAAGACCGCAACUGCUGAUCAGAUCAAAUCCGCUUAUCGGAAGCUGGCAUUGAAGUUUCAUCCAGAUAAGAAUGACAGCCCGGAGGCCACUGAAUCCUUCAAGGAGGUCGCAACUGCAUAUGCAAUCCUCAGCGACCCUGAUAAGAAGAGGCAGUACGACGCGCAUGGUUAUGAUGGUGUCGACAUGGAAGCAAUGGAGAUGGAGCUUGACCUCUCCAGCUUGGGGACUGUCAACACGAUGUUCGCCGCUCUUUUUAGCAAGCUGGGUGUGCCGAUCAAGACGGCAGUGGCUCCGUCAAUACUGGAGGCUGCCUUAUCUGGUCAACUGCCAGCUGUCACACUCCCCUGGGGUGUCCCAAUUCAGGCGAAAGUGGAAAAGCAGCAUGCCAACUACUACAAGCUGGUCGUCACUCAAGAGCACUCUGACGCAGGCGUCGUGGUCCGUGUGACGUCGCAUGCGCAAAGCAAGUUCAAGUUGUUGCUCUUCGACCCCGAUCCUCAAGUGGGGGGCUAUAACCUUGUCGCGCAAGAAGACAGCGUGAAAGCCGGGAAAGUGACGGCAGCGGGCUUCUAUUUCCUCAACUUCAAACUGCACCGAUUAGACCCGACAGUAAACCCGCUGCAUGUAGCAAAAGACCCAGAAGCCGCGCUGUUCAAGCGGUUAGACGGGCUUCAACCGGCUGAGGUGACGCGACUAGACGCGGGGGAGCAUAUCUUUGCGGUGUAUGGCGACAACUUUUUCAAGAGCGCGACGUACUCGAUCGAGGCGUUAGUGGUGGAUAAGAUCGCGGAAGUGAAGGACAAGGUGGAGAACAUCGAGCGGAUCCUGCUGGACAAGCGGAACGACCUCAAGGCCUUCGAGACGGUCUACCGAGACGCUGUUGCGAAGUACGCGGAGGUCACACAAAAGUACGCGGUGGAGAAGAAGCAAGUCGACGAGCUCCUAGGUCUCCGCGACAAGAUCUACGCGGAGUUCUCUUCGGAAGUGUUGCCGCAGCCGUUUACAGAGGAAGUUGAGGACGAGGACGCGUCGCCGUCGGCGGAGAAAAAGAGAAAGAAGAGAUGGUGGGGGGUUAAGUCCUUGUCAAGCAAACAAUAACGCCUUGCUCGCAACUCGGACCGGUUUGUACAUUAAAGCGUUAAUGUACAGGGCUCCAUAGACUAAUGUGCACGCCAAGUGCUUAUCUUGUCGGCUUCGCCCCAGCUAGGGAAGUGAGGGGUAUAUGCAAGAGACCGAAUCUGGUUCUGCCUCAUUCUGACUUAACCGCGAAGUUGCAUGCAUCAUGUGCAUGGGACUCCUGCUGAACGCGAGGGAGA